This is a messenger RNA of Symbiodinium natans, 558 nucleotides long. The record is from the annotation of a GenBank genome assembly. NCBI's taxonomy places the organism in Eukaryota, Dinophyceae, Suessiales, Symbiodiniaceae.
AUGGGCAUUUACUAUUUUGACUUUUACUGCUAUGGACAGAGGCACCGACUACAUGACAACAGGUUGAGCCUCAUGGACAUUAUGGAGUAUACAGCUGUAAAGUGGGAAGGAUCUACUGGCAGCCCGAAGGAGUCGCGAGAGAAGGCACCAAGAGAGCCCAUGGAGGAGCUCGAAGAGUCCGGUGAGAGCAUGGAAGACUUUGGCGAGGAGGAGGAACCCGACAUGGAUGAGGAGGACAUUGGCGAACUCGAGGACAUGCCCGAAGCGGAGGGCCCGUCUGGCAAGAUGUCCAACCAUCCUCUCUACGAGGACUGCAUUCGGCACGCAGAGGAGGUGGAGACCAGCGUGGGCCUGUACGACAACGUGGAGGUAGGCGAAGAGGGCCGCAAGAGCCUCGCGGCGGCGCUGAAAGCCAAAGCCGUGACACUCACAAAGAAAGACUCGCCCACUUUCGAGUCUGCAUUCGCCUCCAAGCUGGAGGAGAUCCACAGUAGCAAGGGUGGCUUCGGAGCAAGCGAUGCUUGUGACUUCCUGUUGGAGCACCAUGAGGAGCUCUGA